CCGCGUCGUCCGAAGUCAGCGCCCGCCCCCGACUGACAUGGCGGAGGGAUCCACCGGCUCCCCCGCUCGCGGGCAGAGCUCGGCGCCGCCGCCGCCGUCCGGCGGGCUCUCCACCGGGUUCAUCGUCGUCGCCGUCCUGCUCGCCUUCGCCGGCGCGGACGUGUUCGCCACGUUCAAGGGGGCCGAGCAGCACACCGACGCCGUCACCUCCGCCCCCGUCGACCCCCACUCGCUCGGCGGCAAGUACAGGGGCGGCUUUGCGCACGUCCGGAACGCCAUCUCGCAACGCUUCCCGGAGUGCCAAGUCGUCGGAUCCAACUACCCGCCGUCCCCCGUCGCGGUCGUGGGCGCCAAGCUCGUCAACGUCGCCACGUGGACCACCCUCGCGUUGACGCACGCGGGCGACUCCAUGGUUCGAGCGUUCGGGCUGGCGCAAGCGCCCGACUUUGUGACCAACCUGCAGGCGAACAAGAUGGGGAGCACGAUGGGCGCGUGGUUCCUGGGUAACACCCUGUCGCAGAACAUGCUCAACACCGGCGCGUUCGAGGUGUACUACGACGGCGAGACGAUCUUCUCCAAGAUUCGCUCGGGCCGCCUGCCGUCGAUGCCGGAGAUCAUGACCGGGCUGGAGGAAGCCAUCGACCGGCGAAGGGAACUGGAGUCCGCACCCGCCGCCGCCGAGCUGCCCGUCCCCUAAGCGACCGUCGCGUGCGUCGUCUGCGUCGCCCCCGAUUUAUUAUACUUAGCCCGAGACCGACGAACCGCGCGCGGGUUCUCCGCGUCGAGCCGCGCGUCCCGCCCCCCCCACCCGUGACGGCUGCGCUCCAAAGCUUUGAGGAGCGCGGGCCCGAUUUUUUGUGCGGGGGCGAUGCACCGCGGGUUCUACGCGUCGAGCCGCGACGCGUCUCGUCACUCCACGUAAGAUUAGGCGUAUCAAUUCAAUAUAUUCAAUAGCG
Messenger RNA from Micromonas commoda, 956 nucleotides. RefSeq names its product selenoprotein T (gene SELT). NCBI's taxonomy places the organism in Eukaryota, Viridiplantae, Chlorophyta, Mamiellophyceae, Mamiellales, Mamiellaceae. Gene Ontology annotation, biological process: cell redox homeostasis. Gene Ontology annotation, molecular function: thioredoxin-disulfide reductase (NADPH) activity. The coding region runs from base 38 to 697 and encodes 219 amino acids. Gene Ontology annotation, cellular component: endoplasmic reticulum membrane. The transcript has 3 exons. The record is from RefSeq and is a predicted model, not a curated record.